Vicia villosa (hairy vetch) is the source of this 804-nucleotide messenger RNA. RefSeq names its product protein phosphatase PP2A regulatory subunit A-like. Gene Ontology annotation, cellular component: protein phosphatase type 2A complex; cytoplasm. The transcript has 5 exons. Gene Ontology annotation, biological process: protein dephosphorylation. The record is from RefSeq and is a predicted model, not a curated record. Gene Ontology annotation, molecular function: protein phosphatase regulator activity; protein binding. NCBI's taxonomy places the organism in Eukaryota, Viridiplantae, Streptophyta, Magnoliopsida, Fabales, Fabaceae. Bases 1 to 567 code for a protein of 188 amino acids.
AUGACAUUUGUUUUUCUAUCCUUCAAAUUGGUUCCUGCAUAUGUUCGGCUGCUGCGCGAUAAUGAGGCGGAAGUACGUAUUGCUGGUGCUGGGAAAGUGACUAAGUUCUCCCGCAUAUUAAGUCCUGAACUAGCCAUUCAGCAUAUUCUGCCAUGCGUAAAGGAGUUAUCGACAGAUUCAUCUCAACAUGUCCGCUCUGCAUUGGCUUCGGUUAUAAUGGGAAUGGCACCGGUCUUAGGGAAGGAUGCAACAAUUGAGCAACUUCUCCCUAUUUUCCUCUCUCUUUUGAAAGAUGAGUUUCCUGAUGUCAGGCUAAAUAUUAUCAGCAAGCUUGAUCAAGUGAACCAGGUUAUUGGUAUUGAUCUCUUAUCUCAGUCACUUUUACCAGUUAUUGUUGAGCUUGCUGAGGAUCGGCACUGGAGAGUUAGACUUGCAAUCAUAGAAUAUAUACCAUUGUUAGCAAGUCAGUUGGGUGUAGGGAGCAAGAAAGUUUGUGGAGGACACUGCAAGUUCAUUCAGUGUUGCCUAAUUAAGAACUUUGGUGAAGGGCUGUUAUUUUGCAUGUAAAUCUUAUUCUUAAGUAAGCAAGCACUUGGAGUUAUAAUUUAUAAUGGCUUUUUUAACCUGCUCUUUGAUUAAGAAUUUCAAGUUGUUACAAGCCUUUUAAGAAGCACUAUAAUAUGAAAAAUCAUUUGUUGGAAGAAGUGCAGCCUCUUGAAUGGAUAAAACAUAAAAGUAUCUAAAAAAUUAUCUCUUAAUAAGUGGUUCAAGGUUUGUCCAUAAAAUGGUUACAAUGUUUUAUUA